CGGUGAAUAGCUUCUCCCCGAGUUCUCUUCCCCCGUCCCCUCUACACGCGAAGCUUUCUGUUCGAUGGUGUGCUGCCCCCGGUGACCACAGCGCCGUCGUCGAGCUCUCAAAUCCUGCCACCCGAUCCGGACAGAAGAUCGACUUCUUGACGAUUCCUCCGCCAGCCCACGGUCAGUCAGCUCCACACCCCGGAAGAUCGACCUUUUUGUGGAAGAUAUGGAUGUGGAGAAGAAAGGAGGUAGAAACUACCUUACCUGGAUGGAUGAAAUGGAUGAAGCAAUGCUGAAUGUGUUCGUGGAGCAUUACAAUAGAGGGGAUCGUGCUCAAAAUGGGUGGAAGCCACAUGUUUACACUGCAGUUGUCAAGAAUGUUCGAGCCAAGUGCAAUGUCGAUAUCACAAAGGAGAAUGUCAUAUCAAGGUGCAAGACUAUUGAUAGACACUAUGUCAAUGUCAGCAAGAUGUUGUCAACGAGUGGUUUUGGGUGGGAUUGGAUCCAUAACAAGCUUAUGGUUGAUAGUGAGGACGUGUGGAGAAACUAUGUCAAGGCAAACAAAGAUGCAGCAUGCUACAGGCACAAGGUCAUAAAGUUUUGGGACUCUAUCAGCCUUGUCUUCUCGAAGGAUCAUGCCACCGAAACGGGAGCCAGAACUGCUGGUGAAAGUGCAGCGGAAAUGGCUGCAGAGAAUGUCAACAACAUCAACACUGAUUCUGCCGCAACAUCUUCAACCCAAACCGGCGAGGAACAGAAGAGGAAAAGAUAUCGAUCGGAUGACUCAAUUGCAUCUAUGCUUGGAGAGAAAUUGGAUAAUUUUACCAGUGCCUACAAAGCUGAUAUUGCUCAAGUUGCUCCUCCUGAGAAACCCUCCUGUCCUGAAGAAAUACUUGACGCUCUCAAUGCAAUUGUGGGACUAGAUGAUGAUGGCUUGCUAGCAGCUUAUGAUUUCCCCAUAGCAGAUGACCGCAAGUUCAAGGCUCUUAUGGCGCUGCCUGAAAGGAUGAAGAAGAAAUGGAUCCUCAAGCAAAUCAACCAAUGA
Triticum dicoccoides is the source of this 1036-nucleotide messenger RNA. RefSeq lists its product as uncharacterized. NCBI's taxonomy places the organism in Eukaryota, Viridiplantae, Streptophyta, Magnoliopsida, Poales, Poaceae. The transcript is spliced from 5 exons. The coding region runs from base 218 to 1036 and encodes 272 amino acids. The record is from RefSeq and is a predicted model, not a curated record.